Trypanosoma theileri is the source of this 1248-nucleotide messenger RNA. RefSeq lists its product as uncharacterized. NCBI's taxonomy places the organism in Eukaryota, Euglenozoa, Kinetoplastea, Trypanosomatida, Trypanosomatidae. The record is from RefSeq and is a predicted model, not a curated record. The transcript has a single exon. Bases 1 to 1248 code for a protein of 415 amino acids.
AUGAGGGAAAUGAUGCACCGCGUGGUGUGUUUACUGGUUCUCAUGUUGUGCUGCGCCUAUGGGUGUGUUUCGGCUGAUCCAUCCAAAGCUACAACUCCAACUGGCCGUCAACAAAACCCCUUUCAACACCUUGAUGGAACUGGUGUUGUUGGUGGCCUUGGUACUAGGCUCGUUGAACCACAUGAGGCUCGUAUUGUUGUGGGUCAAAAUAAGCCCCAAUGUCCUGAUCCUCUUGCGGGGGAGAAUAAGGUUCCUUGUGUUGCCGCUAUUCCGGGUCGUGGGAAUCCUCCAGAGUCUGUUGUUCGUGAUGUUGCUAAACGAGCUAAUGUUACUGAGGCUGCAAAACAGGCGAAGGAUCCAGGUGCUGCUGCUAAACAGGUUACAGGUACUGGUGUUGGUACUGGAUAUCCUGGUGAUGCGGAUUCUCAUGGUGGAGCUCUUAAGACUGAACGUGAUGCUGAUCCUGUUCUUAAGACCGAUGAAGAAGUUGUGAAUGCUAGAAGUGGUGUUUCCCCAACCGGUGUGACCGACACCAGUAAAGCAUCUCUUCUAUCACCUGAUCCUUCUCUUCGUAAUCGCAGUAAUGCCAAAGUUGAGAAUACUGACCCUGCUGCCGCAGCAGCCCCAGGGUAUCCCAAAGGUGUUCCCUUUCCUCCCCAACAAGCAGGUGUGCCUGGGGCUGCUCAUCUGGGUCCACAACCAAAAGAUGGUGUUAGUGUUCCCACUAUAUCGCCUGUUUCGAAUACUUCAAAUGGUCAACCGAAAUUUCCCGGUGUAGCUCCUAACGUUACACCUGCUGAUCCCACUACUCCCCCUGUACUCCAGCGUACCGCUGAAUACGGUAAUCCAGAAUAUCCUGGUGUGCAUAAUAAACUUCUUGUUGGUGACGGUGGAACUCCUACUGUUGCAAUUAAUCGUGGUCCUGCUCGUCCUCCUCGUGCAGAUGUUGUUGUUUCCGAGAGUCAUGAAGAAGUGUCAGUUCCUACGAAUACGCAUCAUAAAGAGAAUGAUAAUCAGGAAAGGAAUGCUGCGGCACCUGUACAACGUGAAUCAGCAGCGAGCACUCGCAAUACACCCACUAAGGUGACGCCACCCACAAUGCCAACAAUACUACAACCUCCUAUGCCUGCAAAGAGCGAGACCAAACCACCCAAGAAGAGUAAAGCAGACAGCAGCAGUAUCAGUUCUGUGUGGGUACGUGUGCCACUACUGAUUGUGGUCGUGUUCGUCUCCGCUACAGUGUAUUGA